AUGGCUGCCGUUUCCCGUGUAUCUUUGUUCGUGGUCGCGGCCAUCUUGAUCAUGGACUGCUGUUACUCAGCAUCGAUCCCGAGGAGCUAUGACCCUCGACUAACGGAGGAGAUGGUACUGACACCCAAGAAGAGACCAUUCUGUAACGCUUUCACAGGUUGCGGUCGCAAGAGGUCCCAAGGGGCGCCAGGGAUGCCGGUCCAAGAGCUCAUCAGGCAAAGACAGUUCGUUGACGACGACGCACUAGGUUCUAUUCUCGAUUCAGAAAACGCAAUAGAAGAGCUUUCCCGCCAAAUCUUAUCUGAGGCUAAACUCUGGGAAGCUAUCCAGGAAGCAAGCGCCGAAAUAUCCCGACGAAAGUCAAAGGAAGUCCAAUUCAACCAAUAA
Messenger RNA from Diatraea saccharalis (sugarcane borer), 387 nucleotides. The record is from the annotation of a GenBank genome assembly. NCBI's taxonomy places the organism in Eukaryota, Metazoa, Arthropoda, Insecta, Lepidoptera, Crambidae.